Messenger RNA from Echinostoma caproni, 342 nucleotides. Lineage: Eukaryota; Metazoa; Platyhelminthes; Trematoda; Plagiorchiida; Echinostomatidae. The record is from the annotation of a GenBank genome assembly.
UCAACCGUUCUCUACGGUUUUUCAUCAGAAAUUCCCCCUUGGUUCUGGUGUCUAAUGGUGCUCAGCGGUGUAUUGGGCUUCGCAAUCGGCUAUGUGAGUGCACUACAAAUUCAAGUGACCAGUCCUCUGACACACAAUGUCUCCGGAACAGCCAAAGCCGCUGCACAGACAGUUUUGGCAGUGAUGAUCUUUAAUGAAAGCAAAUCACUGUCGUGGUGGCUAAGCAAUCUCAUCGUGUUGCUAGGUUCUGCAGCCUAUGCUUAUGUCCUGUCACGUAUUGCUCCGGGUAUGGAAAUAUCACAUGAUGUCCUUCGUCCACUGUUUGGCCUUUUAGUACUGUAA